AUGAUACCCUUAAUCACCCUCGAAGAGCACUAUGUCUCGCCGCACGUCCGCGCUGCUCAAAAACAUGAUGAAUUUGCUGUUUUCCCACCUGACUUAGUACGAAAACUGAAUUCCCUUGACGAGGAACGUAUACAAGAUCUAGAUCGCGGAAACGUAUCUCUCCAGAUCAUCUCUCAUGGUCCCGGGGAUAUGCCUGUCAGUGUCUGCACAGCAGCAAAUGACGAUCUUGUGUCUGCUAUCUCCAAGCAUCCAAAUCGGCUAGCAGGGUUUGCAUUACUCCCAGUGAGUAAUCCAACCGCUGCGGCAGACGAGCUCGAGCGCUGCGUGAAAAGCUUGGGAUUCGUCGGUGCACUAGUAGACACUCACAUCAAUGGCGAGUUCUACGAUGACGAGAAAUUUUGGGUCAUGUUUGAAAAGGCCCAGGAAUUAGAUGUCCCCAUCUACAUCCAUCCUUCUUGGGCCGCUGAUAGUCAGAUGGACCACUAUCGUGGGAAUUAUCAUGAAUCUGUUGCCGUGGCUCUUAGUGCAUAUGGCUGGGGCUGGCACUCGGACUCUGCACUGCAUAUUCUGAAAUUGUAUGCCAGUGGACUCUUCGACCGGUUCCCAAAGUUGAAGAUUAUCAUUGGACACAUGGGCGAGAUGCUUCCCUUUCAGCUGGACAGAGUAUUUGGAGUUUCUGCACGGUGGGGGCGGGAGAGAUCAUUCCAAGAGGUAUGGCGGGAGAAUAUUUGGAUCACGACUAGUGGUAUGUUCUCCUUGCCUCCGUUGGCUUGCCUGCUGCAGACCACGUCAAUCGACCACGUGCUCUACAGUGUCGAUUAUCCGUUUUCAUCGAAUGAAAAAGGACUCGAGUUUUUCAAGACGAUUGAGAAGAGCGGGUUGAUUGGCGGAGAGGAUUUGGAGAAAUUUGCAUAUCGCAAUGCUGAGCAAUUGCUUCGAGUUCAGAUCAAAUUAUCUUGA
Molecule: messenger RNA, 960 nt
Organism: Penicillium malachiteum
Lineage: Eukaryota; Fungi; Ascomycota; Eurotiomycetes; Eurotiales; Aspergillaceae
Product: amidohydrolase family protein
Exons: 1
Coding region: 1-960 (319 amino acids)
Biological process (GO): secondary metabolic process
Cellular component (GO): cytoplasm; cytosol
Molecular function (GO): hydrolase activity; carboxy-lyase activity
Source: RefSeq, a predicted model, not a curated record